Molecule: messenger RNA, 1545 nt
Organism: Nelumbo nucifera (sacred lotus)
Lineage: Eukaryota; Viridiplantae; Streptophyta; Magnoliopsida; Proteales; Nelumbonaceae
Product: Polyketide synthase, enoylreductase family protein
Biological process (GO): fatty acid metabolic process
Cellular component (GO): mitochondrion
Molecular function (GO): oxidoreductase activity
Source: RefSeq, a predicted model, not a curated record
GUGCUAGCAUUUCUCGUCUUUACGCGACAACAUCGAUACACUGCAGAGUCCAGAGUUCCGGUCAGGAACUUCUAGACUCCAGAGAGAACGAUCGAUAUUCGACAGUAAAAUUUCAACAAUCUUAAGAGUUAAGACCGGGAGACAUACAGUGUAAUCUCCGAGUCUCACACAGAAAGAGUUGGUAUGGGGUUUUUGAGACUAGUAGCCCCGAAGGCUCUGCGUGCGCCUUCCAUCUUCAAUGGCUUGCCCAGCGGUUUCCCGCGCAAUGAAACAGUCAGCAUUCGCGCGUACUCUGCUACUAUGUCUCCACCUUCGAAGGCCGUUGUCUAUGAACAGCACGGGUCACCUGACCAGGUUACCAGGCUUAUUAACCUUCCCCCAGUGGAGCUUAAGGACAAUGAUGUAUGUGUCAGAAUGCUUGCAGCUCCAAUAAAUCCUUCAGAUAUCAAUCGGAUAGAAGGUGUUUACCCUGUGAGGCCUCCAUUGCCUGCAAUUGGAGGAUAUGAAGGAGUAGGGGAAGUACAUUCUUUGGGAUCUGCAGUAAGGGGUCUCUCCCCUGGUGACUGGGUCAUCCCAUCUCCUCCAUCUUUUGGGACAUGGCAGACUUACAUAGUGAAAGAGGAAAAUGCAUGGCACAAAAUUAGUAAAGACAUACCUAUGGAGUAUGCUGCUACAGUAACUGUAAAUCCUUUGACGGCUUUACGCAUGCUUGAAGACUUUACUGAGCUGAAGCCAGGAGAUUGUAUUGUGCAAAAUGGUGCUACAAGUAUGGUGGGGCAGUGCAUUAUUCAGCUCGCACGAAUCCGAGGCACCCAUAGCAUUAAUGUCAUCAGAGACAGGGCUGGUUCAGAAGAAGUUAAAGACAGACUCAAGGAACUUGGGGCAGAUGAAGUAUAUACCGAGAGUCAGUUAGAAAUGAAGAAUGUCAAGAGUCUCCUGGGUAAUCUACCUGAACCUGCCUUGGGAUUCAACUGUGUUGGUGGAAAUUCUGCUUCUUUAGUCCUCAAAUUCUUAAGGCAAGGAGGAACCAUGGUAACAUAUGGUGGAAUGUCUAAGAAACCUGUCACAGUAUCAACUUCCUCUUUCAUUUUCAAGGAUCUUUCCUUGCGUGGGUUUUGGUUGCAGAAAUGGAUGGGUUCUGAAAGAGCAAAAGAUUGCAGAGUUAUGAUAGAUUAUCUUUUGGACCUAGUGCACAAGGGAAAAUUCAAAUACGAGAUGGAGCUAGUACCAUUUGAUGAUUUCCAUGUGGCACUGGAUAAGGCACUUGGAAAACUAGGAAGCCACUCUAAACAAGUUCUUAGAUUCUAAAUGGGGAGGCAGGCAGAGAACUUCAUGUUUCUUGUUUUCUGUAGAUAUUUGGAGAAACAAAGUUGAUGCAGAUAUAAAAUGCUAAAUGCUUUCUUAUUUCUUUUUUUCUUUUCCUUUUUUCCUGAGAUUUGCUCUUUGAGAAACAAAGUGUUCAUUAUGUUCCAGAUUUCUACAUACAUCAAUUGGCAGGCGUCAGACUGCAGAACGCUAAGCGUGCAAGUGCAUGCCAAACUAUCA